Molecule: messenger RNA, 326 nt
Organism: Staurois parvus
Lineage: Eukaryota; Metazoa; Chordata; Amphibia; Anura; Ranidae
Source: the annotation of a GenBank genome assembly
CUAAUGUUUUUCCUAUGUUUUCCAAGUACACAUCAUUGUUUACAGUCAUUUACAGGCAGUUGCGUUUACAGUUGUUUUUUUGAACGCAGAAAACGUGCGUUCAGCAGUAGAUUUUAUCAGUGUUUCAAACGCAAAAUGCUUCUAAACGCGGCUAACCGCGUUAAUAGGCGUUUGCAGUUGAAAAUUUUUUUUUAACUCUUCCAUUUCCAGAUGAUGUCCAGAGCCUUUUUUCAUCAUGAAAAAUGCAUGCAAAGUGUUUUUCCCGGUACUCAAAUGGACCUGGUACACCAUACUUUGAGGUUUUGCAUGAAAGAAAAUGUUAGACA